Drosophila suzukii is the source of this 1518-nucleotide messenger RNA. It is a transcript of the gene Or43a, whose product is annotated as Odorant receptor 43a. Gene Ontology annotation, cellular component: plasma membrane. Gene Ontology annotation, biological process: sensory perception of smell; detection of chemical stimulus involved in sensory perception of smell. NCBI's taxonomy places the organism in Eukaryota, Metazoa, Arthropoda, Insecta, Diptera, Drosophilidae. The record is from RefSeq and is a predicted model, not a curated record. Gene Ontology annotation, molecular function: olfactory receptor activity; odorant binding.
UCUGCAGGGGAAUUGGCUUAAGCUUAUAGGAAAUAGGAAAUAGAAAGUAGAAAGUAGUGCGGAGAGAUGAGAAAAAUCGAGGAUAUUGGCCUGGUGGGCACCAAUGUGCGAAUGUGGCGCCACUUGGCCGUUCUGUACCCCACUCCGGGCACCAACUGGCGGAAGUUCGCCUUCGUCCUGCCCGUGUCGGCGAUGAAUCUGAUGCAGUUCGUCUACCUUUUGCGGAUGUGGGGCGACCUGCCCGCCUUCAUCCUCAACAUGUUCUUCUUCUCGGCCAUUUUCAACGCCCUGAUGCGCACGUGGCUGGUCAUAAUCAAGCGUGACCAGUUCGAGCUGUUCCUCGGGAGACUGUGCACUUUGUUCCACUCGAUUCUCGAGUCCUCCGACGAGUGGGGGCGCGACAUUCUGCGGGGGGCGGAGCGGGAGGCCCGGAACCUGGCCAUCCUUAAUUUGAGUGCCUCCUUCCUGGACAUCGUCGGGGCUCUAAUCUCGCCGCUUUUCAGGGAGGAGAGAGCUCAUCCCUUUGGAGUGGCCCUGCCCGGGGUGAACAUGACCCGCACUCCCGUCUACGAACUGGUUUACUUGGCCCAGCUGCCCACACCUCUGCUGCUAUCCAUGAUGUACAUGCCGUUCGUCAGCCUCUUCGCCGGCCUGGCCAUCUUUGGAAAGGCCAUGCUCCAGAUCCUGGUGGACAGGCUGGCCCAAAUUGGUGGGCAGGAGCAGUCGGAGGAGGAGCGCUUCCGAAUGCUGACCUCUUGCAUUCAGUACCACAUUCGGGUGAUGGGCUAUGUGUGGGAGCUCAACAAACUGGUAACCAACAUAGUGGCGGCCGAAGCAAUUAUUUUCGGCUCGAUAAUCUGCUCGCUGCUCUUCUGUCUGAACAUUAUAACUUCGCCCACCCAGGUCAUCUCUAUAGUGAUGUACAUCCUCACCAUGCUCUAUGUGCUAUUCACCUACUACAACCGCGCCAAUGAAAUAGUCCUCGCGAACAACCGAGUGGCGGAGGCCGUUUACAAUGUGCCCUGGUAUUCGGCUGGCAUUCGUUUUCGCAAAACCCUCCUGAUCUUCUUGAUGCAAACACAACACCCCUUGGAGAUAAGAGUUGGCAACGUUUACCCCAUGACUUUGGCCAUGUUUCAGAGUCUGCUGAAUGCGUCCUACUCGUACUUCACCAUGUUGCGUGGCGUCACCAGCAAAUGAGCUGAAAGACCGAAAAAGCACCAAAGGAUCCUGUACUUUGUGCCCCUGCUUUUCCCCACUGCACUUGGCCAGCAAUCCGAGUAAUGCAAAAAGUUGUUUUUGCUGGCUGUGGUCCUGGUUGUUUGGCAUUUGCAUAUGUUUGUCGUUUGAAAGGAUUUAAUCGGACUGCUGGCAGGGAGUCGGGAUCCUGGCUCCUGGCUCCUGGCAUGCAAAUAGUUUGCCGCUUUGAAUUGGCUUCUUAGAUUGUUACACAAAAUAGAUUGUAGAUUACAGCAAAAUGUUGUGCUUGAAAUAAAGUCAAAUGAAUGCGGAGUAGGA